Messenger RNA from Hylaeus anthracinus, 3219 nucleotides. RefSeq names its product calponin homology domain-containing protein DDB_G0272472-like (gene twy). The transcript has 13 exons. The coding region runs from base 197 to 3148 and encodes 983 amino acids. Gene Ontology annotation, cellular component: ciliary transition fiber; ciliary basal body; centriole. NCBI's taxonomy places the organism in Eukaryota, Metazoa, Arthropoda, Insecta, Hymenoptera, Colletidae. The record is from RefSeq and is a predicted model, not a curated record. Gene Ontology annotation, biological process: cilium assembly; establishment of epithelial cell polarity.
UUAUUUACGGUUAUUUAAAAAUUAUGCUCCUUUUUUAAACGUAUAGUAACGAUACAAGAAAUAUCAAUUAUACAAAUUAUUAUCCUUUCAUAUGCCAUAGAAGGAUACAUUUAUUUUUAUUCACAGUUUCUAUGGUAACUGUUCAUUUGACUGGAAAGCAAUUUUGAAAAACUAUUUUCGAGAAAUAAAUUUUUGAAUGAUGGUUGACUUUAUUGAAACUUCUAAUUUGGAGGAUAUUACACAUGCCUUAGAAGAUAUGGACAGUUUAGACAUGGAAUUAUUUAAUGAUUCAUUUAAGAAAUCAAAGUCAUCUACAAGUAUUUUUAAAGAUUCUAAUGCGCAAUUGGAUGGAGAAAUAAAAAAGAAAGUCAUAUUUAAAGAUCCUUCGGAGGAUGAUUCGUUAACUGGUUUGCUAUCUGACGAGGAAAUUUCUUUAAAAGAAAAGAAAAACUUAUUUGUAACUGGUAGUAAAAGUAGCCUGAUGGAAGAUUUGUUUAAGAUAAAGACACCAGGUCCAUCCACAACAAGUAUCAAAUCAAAUAAUGAAUUGGAAUCAAAACUCAAUUCUGAGCACGAAGAUGUUAAUCAAUUGUUUUCACAAAAACCAAGCAGUCACCUGACUUCUAAGAAUAAUUCUAUUUUAUUAAAAAGUGAAUCAUCUGUGGAAAAACAUGCACAGAAGCUAAAAAGCUUAUCUAAAACUGAAGAGGAUAUUUUAACUAAUUUAAUUGAUAAACCAAGCAUGGUAGAUGAUAAAUCAAGGUCAUCAUUAAGAGAGAGCUUAUUUGAAAAUAAACCUCGUUCAUCUGCUACCAUGGAUUUUGUUAUUCCUAAGAAUACUAAAAAAGAAGAUUCAGAAAUUUCAAUAAAAUCUGUAGAUUAUGUAAACACUGCACAAAAGUUGAAGUCACAACCUCUUAAUGAAUCAAGUAAACUUUCUACAAAAGAAUCUCGUAGAGGUAGAAGGAAUACAAAAAUCAUAAAUGAUCCUCUUGGUUUAUUGCCAACUAAUUUGCUCUCUGACCAAAGUUUAGAACUGCUAACAAAUGAAAAUGUGCCAACUAAAGAUACUACUACACAAAAUCCCAGAUUAGAUGAAAAUUUACCAGAAUGGUUGGGAGGUACAAAAAUAAUAAGUCAAAAACAAACCAGUGAAAUAAAGGAUAGUAUAGCAUCAAAGGAUGAAUUGUCUGAUAAAGUUGGAAAAGAAUCUACUUCUAAAGAAAAUAUUGAAUCACAGGAAAGGCUCUCGACAUCUACAAUGAAAAGAGAUGCAACAGAAGUAAGUGGUUCAGAAGCUGUACAUGUUCCAGAACAUUUUUCAUUGUUAUUUAGUACACAGUUUAAUCAGCAAGCUGCAAUUAUGACUAUGCAGCAACAAGAACACGAAUUAAGAACAGCAGCUAUUCUUUCUCAACAAAAUGAACAAUUGAGUAAGGUAUCAGAUGCUCAACAUUCCAUACUUGAUCAUCAAGAAAAGCAAUUUAAUUCUCUCCUAAAAUUACAACUAGAAAAGCAGCUUUUACUGGAAAAACAAAUAAAAAUACAACAAGAACGAAUUAAUCAAUAUAUUCAAACAUUAAUGGCUCAGCCUAUUUCAAUAUCAAGUAAUACAUCAGUUUAUGCAUCAUGCAAAUCAGAGGAAAGCGAAAAAUAUUUAGCACAUGAGAAAGAAGAAAUGGAAAAUACAAUAAAAACGUUACAAAUAGAAAUAUCUAAAUUAGAAAGUACAUUAUCCACUAUAAAUGAAAGACAUGAUAAUGAGGUGAUUUAUCAAGCGGAAUUCUACAAUAGGCAAAUUUCAUUUUUAAAAGAAGCGAUGAUAAAAGUAGAAGAAAGAGCGAGACAGGAAAUCGAGCUUUUAGAGGCAGAUUACAUGGUGAAACUUGAAAAAUUAAGAAAUGAAAAAAUAGAAAUAGAAAAUCUGUACAAAGAAGAAAUUCACAACUUAAAGAAUGAAUAUGGUCAACGUACAGAAGAACUUAACAAACUACAUUUUCAACAUGUGGAACUCGUGCAAAAGGAAUAUUCUAAUAUAAUAGAAAGUAUAUGCACAGCCAAGCAGUCAGAAAAUCAAAUAAUAGAAACUAUAACCAGUAGAAAGAUUGAUAUAGAGGAUAUGUUGGGAAAAGCUAAUGCCAUUAUUGAAAGUAUGAAGAAGAACAAAGAAGAUAUCGAACUCAAAAAUAAUGAAAUAAUGGAACGCCGAGAAAAUUAUUUAAGAGUAUACGAGGAUGAUAUAAAAGCUCAACAACAAGAAUUAAAACAUCAAAAUAGUGUUUUGGAAGAACAUCGUAAUGUAUUUAUGAAAACAACUGAGCAAUUCAGCACUCGUCUCACUCAUCUUAUAACUGAAUUAGAGAAACAAACUACACAGAGCAACCAAACGCAAGAAAUGCUUGAAAACAAAGCAACAAACCUUUUACGAGAAAGAGAAUUGUUUGAAGAAAAAGUGAAGUGGGAAAGGCAUUAUCUGCAGACAUUAAAGGAAUCUUGGAUGAAAGAACAAGAGAGACAGUUAAAAUUACUUACAGAAGAAAGAGAGACAGUAGCAGCAGAGAAAGCACAACUAGAAAUUCUAAGUAGACUAAAAACUGAUAGUGGUAGUGUUGCGAAAAUAGAGUUGCAAGCUGCCAUUAAAGCUGCAGAGGAAGUAACUGCCUGUGCUAAUCAAGAAAAACUAAAGUGGCAUGACAAAAUUAAUGAACUUAAUGUUUAUAAACAGGUUUUGCAAGACAAAGAAAAUUUGCUUAUUUUACGUGCCAAAGAACUUGAAAAUCUUACACAGGCAGCUUUAACUAAAAAAGAAGAAGGAAUAAAAGCUUUGAAAGAUGCAAAGCAUAUAGAAAACGAAAGUAAAGGAACACUGAGUUUAUUACACAUGCAGCUUAAAGCAUUAAUGGAAAGAGAGAAAAGAUUUGCUGAUGAACAGUAUAAUGAUUCAAAAGGAAAGAUGAUAUCAGUAUCUUGUGAAACUGAAAAACCAGAACGAGAUAUAAGUACUCCAUGUCAUUUUCGAAAUGAAAUGUUGCCUUUUCCUAUUACACAUUCGACAUCCCUAAUCACAUCAGAAUUAAUGAAAAUCGUGGAUCCAAAUUUAAUUAUGCUUAAAUUGAAUCUCGAUGAUCAUUAUGACACCAUUACUUAGCGCAUGUAAACUUUCGAUUAAUACAUUAUAAUCCAGGAGCCAAUGUACAUUUUUUUCACGUUAUUUGAGGA